Messenger RNA from Aphanomyces invadans, 671 nucleotides. RefSeq lists its product as hypothetical. The record is from RefSeq and is a predicted model, not a curated record. Bases 14 to 616 code for a protein of 200 amino acids. Lineage: Eukaryota; Oomycota; Saprolegniomycetes; Saprolegniales; Verrucalvaceae. The transcript has a single exon.
CCGACACCGACACAUGAGUUAUUCUCCGCCGCGUGUUCCUCGCCGACGCGGGAUUUGCAUCGUGCCGGACUGCGGCAACCAAGUCUACGCGCGCAAAUUGUGCUGCCGCCAUGGUGCCAAGAAGCAGUGUGCAUUUGAAGGAUGCACGCUGCGCGCCCGACUGAAUGAUGUGUGCUACAACCACGGAGCGGCCAAGAAGGAAUGUGCCGAGUACGGAUGUACCCAGCCCGCACAAGCUCGCCAUCGGUGCGUCAAACACGGAGGCGGACGCCAUUGCAACGCAAACGGAUGCACUUCCCACUCACGCAUCGGCGGGUAUUGCCAGCGCCACCGGUACGCCCCGACGCAGAUGGAACACGGCGAGUACGGCAUGCCCUACACGUGGGGUGACGACUACCAGUCGUCGUUGGGGAACCCGUCGUACCAUCACUUCCGAUCGUACUCGAUCGACUCGAUGGACGACGUGAGCUACGUCGAUCCCCCCCUGGCCACGAUCGACCCGAGCCUGCAAUGCAUCAUCGACAACAUUUGCUUUGCGCCAAUCCGAUGGCACCCUCUCCGAGGCGACGACGCUGCCAUGAUGCAGGAAGUGUUUGGCCUCCUUAAGUCGUUGUGACCGUGGCAUACAUAUUUAGUGGGUAACGAUCGGUUUAUCGCACAUCAUACCACCG